Messenger RNA from Lasiodiplodia theobromae, 417 nucleotides. RefSeq lists its product as uncharacterized. The record is from RefSeq and is a predicted model, not a curated record. NCBI's taxonomy places the organism in Eukaryota, Fungi, Ascomycota, Dothideomycetes, Botryosphaeriales, Botryosphaeriaceae. The transcript is spliced from 4 exons. Bases 1 to 417 code for a protein of 138 amino acids.
AUGUCGUCCUCGAUCGCCAUUCCGAAGCGCAAGAAGAGCAGUGGGGCGGGCAACAGCGUCGACAGUCCGGAGAGUAGCUCCUCGCUCUCCUCGUCCGUGCUGGGCCGCUCGCCUGUCGUCUCGCCUUCCACGUCCGCGCCCUCACACCACCACCAGUACCGCUCCGAGCGCCGCCAAAGCCUGCUGAGCUCGUCCAUCUCCAAGUCUGAGCACACGGUCAUCAAUGUCGGGCAUCCGGAUGCGCCGCGGCUGAUUACCUGCGUCAGGUCAUCGCAAGGCUUCGAUUGGAACCAAGACAUCUUUCUGCCCUCCUACGCCGAUUACGAGUCUUCAGAGCUCGAGCGCCGCCAGGACCCCGUCCAGGACAUCAUUCUCACAGAUGAGGAGGUCGCUUCCAUGUUCCCGUCCUCGUCGUAA